AUGGACCAGCAGGCGCAGACACUGCUGACGACGCUCAAACGCUCGUCGGCCGCCUCGGAUGCGAAGCUCACCCAGCUGAACAAUCUCAAGUCCGACAUCAAGCACCACCGCGUCCCCGACACUGCCCAACCCGUCAUCUUUGAAUGUCUGCGCGUCGCCUUGACUCAGCAGGCCUCGAGCACCCUCGCCACCGCUGCUUUCACCACGCUGGGUCAUCUUAUUAAGCGCCUGAAGAUCCAGGACCCCGAUGGCACUUCUAUUGUCCAACACGCCCCCAAACUCUUCGCCGCUUUGCAAGAAAGACUAGGCGACCUUCGCGAAAACCACCGCAAUGCUGCCUCGCAGGCCUUCGCCGAUGCCUGGCACUUCUGCCCCCACGACGUCGAGAACAUCAUCCGUGACCAAGUCAUCCCUGGCGCAAACGUGCGCGCAAAGGACACUGCAAUGCACUGGGUUGUGCGCAUGAAUCGCGAAGAAGCACUGCCCUUCAAGAGUUUCGUGCCUUUGAUGGUUGCAAAUCUCGAGGAUCCCGAUGGCGCAGUCCGCGAUUCGGCCAAGGGUGCUUUGGUUGAUCUCUUCCGAAACGCUCCAGACCGCGCGAAAGCCGACCUUAAGAAACAGUUGAACCUGCAUGGCGUUCGCACAGGCAUCGCCUCUCAGAUUCUUACACAAAUCGACUCAGACAAACCAUCCGCUCCUGCAAUGGACAUGUCACAGUCCACUCGUUCCCUCCCUGCCAUCGAUCCACAUCUCGCCGAGAGUAUCAACAGUGAUGCGGCUCGCGCACCUCCUCUCGAAGAAAUUCCAAUGGACCCCAUCUUCGUCCAUUCGCAAAGAGAGCUCGAGGACACAUUCAGCGAUAUGCUUCCGCACUUUGAAGGCAGAGAGAGCGAGGAGAACUGGGGCAAUCGCGACAAGAGUGUCACCAAGAUGAGAAGACUGCUAAAGGGAAAUGCUCCCACGGACUAUCACACUCUCUUCAUGACUUCCAUGAAACACAUGCAAGCAGGUAUCAUCAAGGUCGCUACAUCUCUGAGAACGACCACGUCCAGCAAUGGAUGUUACUUGGUACAAGAGCUGGCCAGGGCUUUGGGUCCGGCUCUUGAUCCAAUGGUCGAGAUCUACCUGCAAACCUUUGUCAAGAUGUGUGCGGCUACCAAGAACAUUGCUGCUCAGAACGGCAACGUGACGGUUGACACCAUCUACCAAUACGUGUCGUAUAACAUCCGUACCAUGCAGCAUGUCUGGGUUGCCUGCCAGGACAAGAACGUCCAGCCGAGAACGUUUGCUUCUGGCUGGCUUCGUACUAUCCUCAGUAGGCAAGCUAGCGCAAAGUCUCACUUUGAGAGUACUGGAGGUCUCGAGCUUGCCGAGAAGUGCGUAAAACACGGUCUCAACGACUCUCAGCCCAAGGUCAAGGAAGCCAUGAGAGCUACAUACUGGGCUCUGGCCAAGGUAUGGCCUAACAGAGCCGAGCUCAUCAUGAACAGCCUCGACCCCAAGGCAAAGAUUGCUCUUGAAAAGCAUUCACUGAACCCGAACGCCUCUGUCUCUAGCGCCUCGACUCUUCGCACCUCGACCGCAAGCAGAGCAGGAGCAGCCUCAAAAUCCUCAGUCAGGGAUGCCAUAAUAGCAGCGCGCAAGAAGGCUCAGGCUGAGAGUCGCCCCAGCUCUGCAAUGGCCACUGUCUCACCUACCACUGUGAGAUCAAAAUCAUCGAACAAUCUAUCAGCUCGCCAACCCUCCGCCGGACCUCCUGCAUCUGCCCGUGUUCCGUCCGCCGCGUCGACUUCGUCUUCCACAUCUACCAACGCAAGACCCAAUGCACUGAUGUCUGGAGCCGCCAGGCGGCCGGUCAGACGCCCAGAGAUCUCGCGCCCUGCUACGGCAGAUCCUUACGCAAGCCGCAGACUAGCCAGACCCGAGACACCUUCUAUCAAGAGCAGCCCGGCCAUGAGUCCUUUCCGCCAGUCUUAUCUCUCUCCCAGAAACCACCUUUCGGCCUCCCCCAAUUCAACCAGAAGUCAUCUUCCGACUUCACCACGAUCGACGCUGCGUCGACCGACAUUGAAUGGCUCGGCAUCUGUGGACAGCGUGCUGCCUGUGGUCGCUGACGACACCUUUACUAUGGAGUUGCCAACCGUACACAGAUCGCAAGCGCCUGUCUUCGAGCGUCGUGCUUCGCACUUGUCGACCGUUGAUCCUACGACGGAUGUCCAGCCCUCAGAACCACAACACACCCGGCGGGCGUCGGAUAGAAACGAUUCACCCAUCACAAUCAGCCACAGGCCCAGCCCUCAGACUGCUCAAAUUGAACCCGCCGCCCCUCCAUCCGAAGAGGCCGGUUUCCAGAUCCAUGAAGAUCCGUUCAUGGAAGGCAUUGAGGCAUCAGAGGCGCAAAAGAUGCGACAGUCACAAGAUGCUCGCAAUGUGCUGGGCGAAGUACCAGUCAACGAGUUCAGCCAGGUCGAGAGCUCCAACCGCGAUGAGCUGCCUAGAACAGAGGACUCUCCACCGCAGAGCCCACAAACCAAGUCCGAGACUCUGCGCUCCAGAAAGCUGCUGAUGUCAGGUAUCGAGCGCAUACGGGGACGAACACUCGAUGCACACGGUUUUAGAAAGGUGCUCGAACUGAUAAAGGCAUCCGAGUCGGGAGACAUCUUUGGCUCGGUGGGUGAAGGCAGACGUUUUGACGACCUGUGCAGUGUCCUCCUUGAGUACAUUGUCGAAUCCUCUGACGCUGUGGCGAAUCCUGCCGUCCGACACUCGCAAGAGCUCAGGAGACAGGCUACCAGUGUGAUGAGAACUGUUCUCGAAGCACAGCAGCCGGUGUAUAGAAAGUGGAUCGCUGCUGGACAUUGGUACCCGCGGGCGCUCACCGGCGCUCUUGAUGCACGCAAGAAUGUCGAAGGCUCGGGACUGCUGGUCAAGGACCUUGAAGCGCUCGCUAGUGAUGUCGUGGCUAGAAUCCACCCUGACGAGGGCGAGAAGGCCAUGAUUGAAUGGCUGGAGCGUCGCAGUCUGGUGCGCAAGAACAAGGCGAUGGCACUCGCACUGCGCAACUUGGCCGCAUUGAUUGCAUCUACUACCGCGUCUGCUUCCCCUCUGUCGAAAGACUUGGGCGAACGCGCUGGACGUCUUGCUGUUGUGUGUCUGCGCUCCAAGGACGCAGAAGUGCGCAAGUCGUCCGUCGAAUUGGCAACACAAUUGCACAUGAGUUGGCCAUCAGACGCUGACAAGCAACCCGACUCGAAGAGUGAGUUCUGGAGUAUGCUUGAGAAGAACGGUUUGCCAGAGAGCGCCCGCAAUCUGAUUGUCUAUUUCAUUGCACGCAGAGAGAGAAGUGGUUGA
Messenger RNA from Aureobasidium namibiae CBS 147.97, 3351 nucleotides. RefSeq lists its product as uncharacterized. Gene Ontology annotation, biological process: astral microtubule depolymerization; mitotic spindle assembly. The transcript has 6 exons. NCBI's taxonomy places the organism in Eukaryota, Fungi, Ascomycota, Dothideomycetes, Dothideales, Saccotheciaceae. Gene Ontology annotation, molecular function: microtubule binding. The coding region runs from base 1 to 3351 and encodes 1116 amino acids. Gene Ontology annotation, cellular component: spindle microtubule; microtubule organizing center; mitotic spindle. The record is from RefSeq and is a predicted model, not a curated record.